Molecule: messenger RNA, 1452 nt
Organism: Homo sapiens (human)
Lineage: Eukaryota; Metazoa; Chordata; Mammalia; Primates; Hominidae
Gene: GAL3ST2
Product: galactose-3-O-sulfotransferase 2
Exons: 4
Coding region: 135-1331 (398 amino acids)
Biological process (GO): glycolipid biosynthetic process
Cellular component (GO): membrane; Golgi cisterna membrane
Molecular function (GO): galactosylceramide sulfotransferase activity; galactose 3-O-sulfotransferase activity
Source: RefSeq, marked reviewed
AGUUCACCUGCCCCACAGCCGCACCCUGCCUGUGCCUGCACCCUGGGGAGCCCAGAGCCGGCAGGGGCCGAGGCGGUGGGACCUCGGGGGAGCUCAAGCCUCGACUGUCCCCUCGCUGGAGGCCAGAGGCCAAGAUGAUGUCCAUGCUGGGCGGCUUGCAGAGAUACUUCCGGGUCAUCCUCCUCCUCCUCCUGGCCCUGACUCUGCUCCUGCUGGCCGGAUUCCUGCACUCGGACUUAGAGCUGGACACACCCCUGUUUGGGGGCCAGGCUGAGGGGCCGCCGGUCACCAACAUCAUGUUCCUGAAGACGCACAAGACGGCCAGCAGCACGGUGCUCAACAUCCUCUACCGCUUCGCCGAGACCCACAACCUGUCCGUGGCGCUGCCCGCCGGCUCACGCGUCCACCUGGGCUACCCCUGGCUCUUCCUGGCGCGCUACGUGGAAGGCGUGGGGUCGCAGCAGCGCUUCAACAUCAUGUGCAACCACCUGAGGUUCAACCUGCCUCAGGUGCAGAAAGUCAUGCCCAACGACACCUUCUACUUCUCCAUCCUGAGGAACCCCGUGUUCCAGCUGGAGUCCUCCUUCAUCUACUACAAAACCUACGCCCCCGCCUUCCGGGGCGCCCCGAGCCUGGACGCGUUCCUGGCCUCGCCGCGGACGUUCUACAACGACAGCCGCCACCUCAGGAACGUCUACGCCAAGAACAACAUGUGGUUCGACUUCGGCUUCGACCCCAACGCGCAGUGCGAGGAGGGCUACGUGCGCGCGCGCAUCGCCGAGGUGGAGCGGCGCUUCCGGCUGGUGCUCAUCGCCGAGCACCUGGACGAGUCCCUGGUGCUGCUGCGGCGCCGGCUGCGCUGGGCGCUGGACGACGUGGUGGCCUUCAGGCUCAACUCCCGCAGCGCGCGCUCCGUGGCCCGCCUGUCGCCCGAGACCCGGGAGCGCGCGCGGAGCUGGUGCGCGCUGGACUGGCGCCUGUACGAGCAUUUCAACCGCACCCUCUGGGCGCAGCUGCGCGCCGAGCUGGGGCCGCGGCGGCUGCGCGGGGAGGUGGAGCGGCUGCGCGCCCGGAGGCGCGAACUCGCGAGCCUGUGCCUGCAGGACGGCGGCGCGCUCAAGAACCACACGCAGAUCAGAGACCCGCGCCUGCGCCCCUACCAGUCCGGCAAGGCCGACAUCCUGGGUUACAACCUCCGGCCGGGCCUGGACAACCAGACGCUGGGCGUGUGCCAGAGGCUUGUGAUGCCUGAGCUCCAGUACAUGGCCCGCCUGUACGCCCUGCAGUUCCCGGAGAAGCCCCUCAAGAACAUCCCGUUCCUGGGGGCGUAGAGGGGCCGGGCCGGGGACGAGGCCUCCUGCGGACACCAGCUCCUCUCUCCGCCGUCACCGGGGAGGCCGGGGAUCCUUGCAGGGCUUCUGGGGCGUUGGGAAACCCAGGCCCGCCGGCCAC